Messenger RNA from Schistosoma mattheei, 1314 nucleotides. Lineage: Eukaryota; Metazoa; Platyhelminthes; Trematoda; Strigeidida; Schistosomatidae. The record is from the annotation of a GenBank genome assembly.
UAAUAAUAAUAAUGAUAAUAAUAUUCUAACGAUUCCCUAUAUAUUAAAAAGAUUUACAUUUCAACAAAGAAUAUUCUUUUCGAAGAAAGAAGAAGGUUCUUUUCAGUUUCUAUAUACAGAUUCUAAAUAACAUUUCAAACAGGAAUAUUUAAAUUCACACUAUUUAUAUAAAUGUUUAUAUAUAUAUGUAGCUUAUAAAUAUAUUAACAAAUUGUCAUAUUGUAUAACAUGCAAGAAGAUGAUACAAAAACUGUUACAACUGUUUCGGAUGAAACAGAAUCUCACAUAAAUACUGAUAAUUGUGAACAUUUUGUACAGAAUGGAGAAAAGAAAUUAGAUAAUUCUGGAGAUGGAAUUAAAUUAAUCACAGUUCAACCUAUUGCAAUUAAUAAACAUGUACAACAGAAAAAGUAUGAUGAUUUAUUAUUUAAGAAAUAUGAGAAAAUAUGUAAGAUUGGUGAAGGAGCAUAUGGUGUAGUAUUUAAAUGUCGUGAUAUUAAAUCAGGACAACUAGUGGCAAUUAAACAGUUUACAGCAUCUGAAGAUGAUCCAGUUAUUCGUAAAAUUGCAAUGAGAGAAAUUCGUAUGCUCAAACGUUUAAAGCAUCCGAAUUUAGUUAAUCUGAUUGAAGUAUUUCGAAAGAAAAAACGAUUGAAUUUGGUAUUUCAAUUUAUCGAUAAUUCUUUGUUAAAUGAAAUGGAACAAAGACCACGAAAGUUAGAUAAAGGGAAAAUUCGAAAGAUUACAUGGCAAAUUCUUCUUGCAACAGAUUUCUGUCAUCAAUCAAACAUUAUUCACUAUCUUUCAGGUGAUCUUUAUCCCAGACACCGUCAAAUAUUUGAACAAAGUAAAUACUUUGCUGGUAUUCAAGUCCCAUCUUCAACAUCUGUGGAGCCAUUAGAGAAACGGUUUGAAAGAACUUAUCCCCUGACGCUAAGUCCAAGAGAAUUGGAUUUUUUACAGGCUUGUGUACGAAUGGAUCCUUCAGAACGAUGGAGUUGUGCUGAACUACUAAAGCAUCCAUACUUUGGAAUGCAUAGUUUAUCUGAGAAAAAUAAUAAAUUGUCAUGUAAAAUUCAAGAUUUAGGGACCAAUGUAAUAAAUGAAUUUAGUUCAUCUUCUAAUAUCAUGUUAAAAAAUGAAAAACUAGUGGGAAUUGAAAAUUCAUCAAAGAAAAUUGAUUUUAAAGUUGGAAAUAAUAAAUUUAUCAAUCCAGUUUCAUAUCCAUUUAAGACAACACUUCAGCCAAGAGUUCGAAUGCCUGGAUUUAGUCAGAAACCAAUUAAUACAUGGGAUUCUAUUGUGAAAAGGUGA